UCCAUCACUACAUGCAGCAAAAACAACAACAACCAGCGUUUGUGGUUUACGUGCGUGAAAAUUAGUUAAGUUUUGAUGAAAAAACAGUAUUUAGGACAUUGCAAAAGCAAUUCCAAGUGAUCCGUAUGCUGCGGCAAGGCACUGUGCAAUUGGCAAACAAACGCGUGACAGUUAACAAGGACAGAACGUAGUGAAUUGACAAAAGUGAAAACGUCUCGGCAGUCAUAGGAGAACGGGUGCCAAAACGAAAAGAAAGAAAGAGCACGCUGCCAGAAAAGCACACACAAGUACAUACCACAUACACAUACACCUACAUACGCGCAGUGCACUCGACGCCCCUCCCACACAUUCUUUAAUUAGUUUGAUUUUCCAGUAGUGAAUAAAUCCACACAACCCAAAAACCCCCACCGUGCGAAACGUGCAAUCCAACGAAAAGCAAACCGAAAACCAAACCCAAUCACCACACACACAUACACAGAGAUACCGCACACAGCACACCCAUACAUACAUAGAAAUUGUGUAUAUUGCGUAGCAGAGAAACGCCAACGUCGACGCCAUCAGCCACUAGCCAGCAGCAACAACAAAUAACAACAACACCUCCGAAAGGUAUCCCCCCAAACGGGUGCCCAUAUGUCCACCUAUACGAUGGCCAAAACGCUGGAGGAGCAGAGUCUGCGGGAGUGCGAGCACUACAUACAGACGCACGGCAUCCAGCGUGUACUCAAAGACUGCAUCGUCCAGCUGUGCGUCUGCCGCCCGGAGAAUCCCGUGCAGUUCCUGCGCCAGUACUUCCAGAAAUUAGAGCGAGAACAAGUCAAACUGGAUGCCAGUAAACAGGUCAUUAGCCCAGACGACUGUGACGAUCUCAGCCCAAUGCCACAAACAGCUGCCCCACCGGUGCGCAGGCGCGGCGGCAUCUCUGCGGAGCCCGUCACCGAGGAGGAUGCCAGCAAUUAUGUGAAGAAGGUGGUGCCAAAGGACUACAAGACAAUGAAUUCCCUGUCCAAGGCCAUUGCCAAAAAUGUGCUCUUUGCCCAUUUGGAUGAGAGCGAACGCUCGGACAUAUUCGAUGCCAUGUUCCCCGUCAAUCACAUAGCCGGCGAGAACAUAAUCCAGCAGGGCGAUGAGGGCGACAAUUUCUAUGUCAUCGAUGUGGGAGAGGUUGAUGUCUUUGUAAACUCUGAGCUGGUGACCACCAUCAGCGAGGGCGGCAGCUUUGGCGAGCUGGCCUUGAUCUAUGGCACACCUCGGGCUGCCACCGUGCGUGCCAAGAGCGACGUGAAGCUGUGGGGCAUCGAUCGUGACUCCUACAGACGCAUUCUCAUGGGCUCCACCAUACGCAAGCGCAAAAUGUACGAAGAGUUCUUGUCGCGUGUCUCCAUACUGGAGAGCCUGGACAAGUGGGAGCGCCUCACGGUGGCCGACUCACUGGAGACGUGCUCCUUUGACGAUGGUGAGACGAUCGUGAAGCAGGGUGCGGCGGGCGAUGACUUUUACAUCAUUCUCGAGGGCUGUGCGGUGGUGCUGCAGCAGCGAUCAGAGCAGGGCGAAGAUCCUGCUGAGGUGGGUCGCCUGGGCUCCAGCGAUUACUUUGGUGAGAUUGCCCUGCUGUUGGAUCGUCCACGUGCAGCCACUGUGGUGGCACGCGGGCCACUCAAAUGCGUCAAACUGGAUCGUGCGAGAUUUGAGCGCGUUUUGGGACCCUGCGCAGACAUACUCAAACGCAACAUAACGCAGUAUAACAGCUUCGUCUCGUUGUCUGUCUAAAUCAAGGACAAACAGCAGAAGCAGCAGCAUAAAGCACACCACAGCAACAACCAACAACGCAGCGAACAGCAUCAACAACAUCUAGCUGAAGAGACACAAAAGGAAUCUGUAGCAAGAUUUCUGUAAAGUUAAUUGCCAGCCAUGCUGCAGCCCAAAAGGGAUGGAGAGUUAUUGGGGAGACAAAACUAUGUUAAUUAAAUAUGAUUCUGUAUGUUGUGCUGAAAGUUUUACCAUAUACUACAUACUACUAUUCUCAUGUGUGUGUGUUCUCUGUGCACAGAUAUGCGGCGGCAUGUUCCCCCUACGCCACUGGAGCUCUAGUAUUUCUUUUUCGCUUUCAUUUUUCCCCACUACUUCUGGAGAUCAAUUUUCACUACACAUUUCUCUAUGAAAUCAGAGUCUGUUUCUAAAUCUAUUUGUCUAACAAAUGGAACAUGCUGCCACCCAAAAAA
Drosophila subobscura is the source of this 2219-nucleotide messenger RNA. RefSeq names its product cAMP-dependent protein kinase type I regulatory subunit. Lineage: Eukaryota; Metazoa; Arthropoda; Insecta; Diptera; Drosophilidae. Bases 631 to 1767 code for a protein of 378 amino acids. The transcript has 5 exons. The record is from RefSeq and is a predicted model, not a curated record. Gene Ontology annotation, molecular function: cAMP-dependent protein kinase regulator activity. Gene Ontology annotation, biological process: regulation of protein phosphorylation. Gene Ontology annotation, cellular component: cAMP-dependent protein kinase complex.